Molecule: messenger RNA, 2345 nt
Organism: Phragmites australis (common reed)
Lineage: Eukaryota; Viridiplantae; Streptophyta; Magnoliopsida; Poales; Poaceae
Product: probable ADP-ribosylation factor GTPase-activating protein AGD14
Exons: 13
Coding region: 183-2087 (634 amino acids)
Molecular function (GO): GTPase activator activity
Source: RefSeq, a predicted model, not a curated record
CCCCUCCGCUCUUUGCCAAGAACAACGCAGAGCAAAGCUACUUUUGAUUCCCCUUCUAAUCUCCGAAGCAUUUUGCUCUCGGCCGUCUUCAAUCCACUCACCGGCCAUCUUCGCACAGGCCCCUCGGUUCUUGCUGCUCGAUUUUGCUUCCGGAGCUGCGGGAUUCCGCAGGGAUCGGGCCGAUGGGUAGCAGGGUGAAGGAGGAGGAGAGGAACGAGAAGAUCAUCCGGGGCCUGCUCAAGCUCCCCGGCAACCGCCGGUGCAUCAACUGCAACAGCCUGGGUCCACAAUAUGUAUGCACAAGCUUCUCAACUUUCAUCUGCACUAAUUGCAGCGGAAUACAUCGAGAAUUCACUCAUCGUGUAAAAUCAAUAUCAGUGGCUAAAUUCACUUCUCAAGAAGUUUCUGCUCUUCAGGAAGGGGGCAAUGAGCGUGCCAAAGAAAUUUAUUUCAAACAUUGGGACAUCCAAGGCCAGUCUGUUAUUGACAAUAGUGAUGUAGAUGGACUCAGAACCUUUAUCAAGAAUGUAUAUGUUGAGCAGAGAUACACAGGUCAAAGAAUUGGUGAUCAUCUACCACAAGCAAAGAUCCAGGGUAGUCGGGACUCUUGUGGAAACAGGAAUGAGGAUUCAUCUCAGGUUGUUUUAAGAAGUCCAUAUGUUGGAACUUAUGAAGAUAAUCAUGGUCCAAAGCCUAUCAUAGAAGGUCUCUCAGAAGAUCAAAACAAUUCCAAUGAACAUCCAUUAGGUCAUACAGUGGAUCGAAAUAAUAGCUCUAACUUUAGAAGCCAUCUGCGUCCAGAUGAUCUUCCGAAAACUGGUGGAAAAUCAGAAAAUGAUCAGAGGGAUGUGACUGCAUCAGCUUCUUCUGUACUACAAGCUUCCAAAAACACUAAAAGUAAUAAUGUGAUUCUGCCUAUCAGACUUCCUGAUCCUCCUAGGUCUCAUAAAGCAACAACAUCUAAUGCCUCUGCUGAAGCACAGAAAUCAACAUCUCAGUGGACCAAUGAUCCCAGACCUGGAAGCAUGCAGGAUGCUAAAUUAUAUGUGUCAGAAAAUCUGAUUGACUUCGAUUCAGAUCUAGAACCUCCUCAAGAUGUUGUUCAGACUAAAAUUCAGAAGAACCCUUUACCUCCGACAGAUAUUGGUUGGGCUACUUUUGAUGUUGCUACUCCCCAAAACACUACAACCAUGACUUCAACUUUCAGUACCAAUUCUUUAGAGGGUUCAAUGCUACAGAUCCCUAAUUCGGCAUCAAUGCCACAAAGUAGACUUCCAACUGUGCAAACUGCCAAGUCCUUGUCCUUUUCCCUGGCAAAUCAUGGAAGUCAACAGCACCAACAUUAUUUCUCCCCUGUGAAUAAUAUCCAGUCUAGUAAUCCUCCAUUGAACAGAACUACUAGUGCUCCAGUUGAUAGCCAGUUAUGGAGAGCUGCAUCACAUGCGCCAAUGCUACAAGGGAAUAGUAUUCUUCCUUCUAAUCAGGGUUCAAAUAUAUUAAUAGGAAAUCGUGAUCCUGUUACAGUAUCAGCGUCACAGCAACUUCUUGCUGAUAUCACAUCUAAUGGAAGAAAGGCGCUUCCAGAGGAUAUUUUUACAAUGAGCUAUCGUCCAGUAUCUUCAUCCUGGAAUUGGCAACCAAAUCCUCGUGUAAAUAUGGGAUAUGGACAAUAUGGCACGCAUUAUCCUGUUGGGAUAACUCAACAUGCCCAUCCAUACAAUAUAAAUCCAGUUAACCUGGCAAGAGGACCUACAUCUGCUCAUGCUUCCUCCAGAUUCCCAUCAUUAACUUCUAUGCAAGAAGCAUUACCAAAUGUGGCCAGUACGGCCUUGUUGCCGCAUGCUCCAGGCAUGGGAUCUGUUGGAUCAGUUCUGUCACCUCGGCAAGUUGCAUUCCCAUCAACAGCAGACAGUAAUCAAUACAUGAUCCAGCAACAUGCAGUUAAAGUACAAAAUGAUACUUUCCCCAUCGGAUACGGAGUCAGAGGAUUCGCCACAACAGCCACCGCAUAUGGUUUAUCUCCAAUGGAUCAACAUUUGGCUGCUCAAAAUGCUUUACCCCGAGUUGGCGGAAACCCAUUUGCUUAGAACUGGUUCAGGUACCUCGGUGUUGUCAUUGUAUAUAGUGAUAGGAUUUGAAGCUAUGUUGGUAUGUCAUGUAUAAGUGCCAGUUUAAUAGUGGAUAGCAGAAAAGAAAAAGUUGUUUUCCUUGCAUUAAGUAGAAUGUGAAGAAAUGCCCUACCGGAUUUGUGUAUAGCAAUUUGUUUUUGCUUAAAGAAGUCAAAUGGUAUUGUAAAUUGGAUUAACUCCCCCAUAUGACAUAAGUGAGAAUGUGAGAUAGUACUG